Molecule: messenger RNA, 3009 nt
Organism: Nilaparvata lugens (brown planthopper)
Lineage: Eukaryota; Metazoa; Arthropoda; Insecta; Hemiptera; Delphacidae
Product: sodium channel protein Nach
Exons: 8
Coding region: 565-1983 (472 amino acids)
Biological process (GO): sodium ion transmembrane transport
Cellular component (GO): membrane
Molecular function (GO): ligand-gated sodium channel activity
Source: RefSeq, a predicted model, not a curated record
UGGCCUACACUUUUCUGAUCUUGUGGUAUGAAAUACCAACUCAUUUACGCAUAGAUUGCUCUGAUGACGAAUGCGCAAUAGCUGUCUUGAGAAGUUGCUUUGACAGAUACGGUAAGUAUUGCAGCCGCCAACAAAAUGAAAUAAAAAGUUCAGCGUUAGUUAACUUCCAAUUCAUUACAUUUUUAUUAACUUUACCAAGGAUAAUUAAAUGAUUCUGUUUCAUAAAAAAUACAAAAGCCAUUAACAAAGAAGCGGUUGACAUUAAGGGCCGAAGCACACGAGGAGUUUUUUCAGACUAGUCGCCACAACAGGUCAGGAAGCUCUCCCAUUGGCUGAUUUGGUUGGCGUAUCGAGAAUCAGCCAAUCGAAGAGCGUCCUGUCCUGUCUUGUGCUGACUCGUCUGAAAAAACGCCUAGUGUGUUUCAGCCCUAAGUUGUGUGGGCAUCUUAGCAUCAAAAUCUUAUGUGGCAGGAUUUUUUAUUUUGAUGAAACUCCUUUGAAAGGCCUUAUUAUGUUGGUUUUGGCGGCAGGAUUGUUUGGCUGUUUGUGUUCUGCACUUGUGUGAUGUCAGCUUGCUUUGUCGGCUAUUCACUGCUGGAGAAGUAUCUGAUGGUGCCGACCGCCAUAGAAGUGGCCGACACACACUUGCCACUCUACACGUUCCCCUUCCCCACCAUCACUGUGUGCCCCGCCAACAAAGUCAAGCGUUCUAUCGCCACUAAAUACCUCUCUGAAUUUUUUGCACCUACGAAUGAAAAAGAAGCCACCGAUGUGAUGUGGCAUAUCAUGAGCGCUUUCUCGUUGAUGCAAUAUCCAACCUAUUGGAGAAUGAAAUCACACAUUAAAUCUGUGAGAGAUUACCUCGACUAUUUCUCUGAAAUAAAUGUCACACAUUUCAUGAUAACUGUUCUACCUAAAUGUGACGAGAUAUUCCAGAGCUGCUACUGGCACGGGCAUACUGUUGAUUGCUGUGAGAUCUUUUCAAUGCAGAGAACUGAAGAGGGAUUCUGCUAUUCUUUCAAUUCUCUUACAUCUGCUGCAAAUGAACACUGCCCACUGUCGGAGGUGUUGGAGAAUGAGGGUGUGAUUGAGGAAGACGAUGUGGACUGGGAGGGUUGCGUGCUGCGCAGGAACACUGCAACCGGAACAGGCACUGGAUUGGAAUUCUUCCUCCGAAAAUACCCAGACUCUGAACAACUGGGACCUGAAGGCCAGAAGGAUCUUGAUGGCAUUUCUAGAUUUCAGAUUCUCGUGCACACCUCGUACGAAUUUCCUGACACUGGAACAGGCUUCCAUGUGCCCUACAAGUUCGGCUCGAGGCUCUCAGUAAGAAUCCAGCCUCAGUUCACUGUGAGCACAGACAACAUACGAGCUCUGUCGAUACAGACUAGAGGAUGCAUGUUUCCAGACGAGGAGCUUCUCAACAUCUAUCACGUGUACACCGAAACAUCUUGUCUGGCCGAAUGCAGACUCCACUACAUACUUGCCAUGUGCAAGUGCAGAAUGUAUUUUUUCACAGUGGCUGAUGAUUCAUUUCCUAUAUGUGGAACUCAGCAUAUGCUUUGCGUGGUAAAGUAUUCAGAGAACCUAAGAUUUGUCCAUCCCCCGCAUCGUAUGGGAUUCACAGAAAAUGAAAUAAUAGAAUCGCUGAAUUGCUCGUGUAUUCCCACUUGUUACGACACAGAGUAUGAUCUCGAAAUCGGAAGAUCAGAAGAUUGGCAUACAGCAUAUCAGCACUACGCUUAUGUGGACAUUCAUUAUGGAAAUCUUGGUGUUGUCAAAUACCAGCGUGACAUUACUUUUGGCUGGGUGGACUUACUGGUGUCCUUGGGAGGAGUAGCCAAUCUUUUCUUGGGAUUCAGUCUUCUUUCCCUUUUAGAAAUUCUCUACUGGUUGUUCCUUGCUACAAACCUAUUCAUCACUGGAAAGGAUGAAAAUAAUGUCAUAAAUGUCAAACCUGUUCAAUCCAUCUACAUUGAGUAAGCUCACAUAUGAAUGUCAUAUAUCCAGAUAUUAAUUGAAUUUUCUCAAUUUUUGUGUGUUAAUAAAUGUGUGUAUGAAAAUUGCAACAAGAGCAAUUAUUACUCCCUGGCAUUGUUUCACGUGCUACUGAAUAUUAAUUGAUAUUAUUCAUGCUGCAAACUAUAAUUUACAAAAAAGUGCAAUUAUUGGGUUUUAAUUAUGUCGCCUUCACCUAGGUAUUAAUAUUCAAGAAUAUUACUGAUAAAGAUUGCUGGUACCGUUGACACCUUGUAACUUUAACUAAUCUAGAGCUUUCAGAACUUUGAUUCAAUUGUUUUUCACUUAUUAGUUCACGAGCUCAUUACAUUUUUUUUCAAAACAUUUCAAAAUAAUAAUGUAUUGAGAUAGGCUUACUUUGAAUCAAAGGAAUCGUUAAAAAUGUAAGGUACUGUACCUGUGUUCAGAAAAUUAUUUAUUGAAAUAUUUGCUCUUGAUUCUUUUUUAUUUUGUAAUUCUCCAAACACUAUUAUCAAGUUGGCUCUUGUAUAGAUGAAGUGAUGCACGAUUAAACCAGCAAAUUCAAACGCUUUACGCUUACUAUGAACUAAGUAAACUAUAGCAAAUAACUUAUAAGCCAAUGCUGUAUAAUAAUAUUAAAAUCAAUUUAGAAACGGGAUAUUUACCAAGUAAAUACUGUAUUGUUUUGGUUUCGAAUAUUAUUCAAAUAACAAAUAAGUCCAGGUAAUGAAUGCUCGAAGUGCUUUUUUUGUCCCCGCAGUUCUGUUUAGGGUAGAUAAACAUAUCAAAAUUCCCCUCCCCUACCCCCUGUGAUGAGGGGGUGGGGUCGUUCAAGGGUGCCAUAUUUUGGUUUCUCGCAUGUAACUCAAAAACGAUGUAUCUUAAGAACUUGACUGUCAUAUAACAAAUUGAAGCUUACAUAAUUUUCUACAACAUUCAUCACACAACUUGUCCUAUAUAAUUAUCUCCUCUAGUUUCCUAUAUAUCCGCUCUUGAAGAUGUGACAUUUUUUGAAAAAUACACGUUUGU